Pocillopora meandrina is the source of this 6143-nucleotide messenger RNA. The record is from the annotation of a GenBank genome assembly. Lineage: Eukaryota; Metazoa; Cnidaria; Anthozoa; Scleractinia; Pocilloporidae.
AUGGAGAAACUGGUGAGAAAUUGUCCAAGUUGUCCAUCAGAGGAAGGACUGCUUUAUCAGCUUUAUCAAGGUUUUCCUCUUCUUUCAAUAUAUCGUUUCUCCUUUACAAUUUUUGUAGGGUUAGCAAUAGUUGAACCACGAGUCCAAAUAAUAAGUCCAAUAAAGAACCAAAUUAUCAAGUCCAACCAGUCCGUCUUAUUUAACUGUACUGUCAGUUUGGAAAAGAAUGUCAGUGGAACAAUUCAGUGGAACAAAGAUGGUUAUUUCAUUCCACCCGCUAAGAAAUCUAAACAUUGGGCAAGUUUUGAAAUUGGUAAGUAUGCAAGUGACUUUUUGAGUAAGAAAGUCAGGAGGGUUUUGGAGACUUUAAUCUGAAGCAGUAACACCUAACAGUGAUUAAAAAAUCUGGGAUAACCUAUUGACCCUUCAACUCUAGGAAAUGAUUAACAUGCAACUUCUCCCUUCAAUGUCCUUACAUUAUACAGCAUCAGGUAAUGAGAACACUCAAACUCAUCACAUAGAAUUUGUUAUCUCAAUCUAACACCUUCGUACUGUAACUAGCAAUAGUUUACAAGGAAAUGUGUGGAAGUUGGAAAGGGGAAUCAACAAUCAGAUCUUGGGAGUUAAAGUGUUAACCAUUUAUAUAUAAAUGGAAAAUAAUUCAGAUUAAACUAAAAACCAAGUUUAGCUACAUCUCUAAUAAAACAAUGUAGCAAUGGGGGACUAUGAAUGAAAUGAAAUUUUUGAUGAUUAGGUGAUAAAAAUGUAGAUAGAAUAGAAUGAUGGAUAGAUAGCUUAUAACAAAAUUGAAAUAACUAAAACUAACAUUUCCCUUGUCUUCUGAGGGUUGAUAUAUUGAUGUUAAUGCUGAUUUUCUUGAAAGGGGGUCUCCAAGCACAUAAUGAAGGAAUUUAUAAGUGCACUUACUUGGAUGGUGAGAGUGAUCAAGUGGGAGUGUGCCUUGCAGGUAAUAUAGUUAACUGAUGCUCAAUGAAUUAACUCCUUUCAUUCCAACAUCAAUCUGCAUAUUCUUUGUAUUGUUCUCUAUUCAUUCCCUAAGGUGCUGAAAAGGAGAAUAUGUCGAGAGCUUUGCAUGUUUGUCAGGUUGGUUCAAGGAAGGACCAACAGAGGAGAGGCCUCUCUAAUACAAUUCACUGUAUUUUGAAAUCUUCCCUGCAUGUAGAAUAAUUUAUCUUGAGCAGAAACCCCAAGAAAACUUCACUUAUCUCUCAUUCUUUGGCAACAGAGAGCUAGCUAUAAUGAAAACAGUAUGAAUUCCAUUCCACUAAUAGAUAUAACAUUUUUAGUUUUGUUGUUGUAACUUACAGAAAAACCACAGGUGUGGCCUCUUUACCACACCAGUCCAAGAAAUGUUCAUUUGGAUGAUGACCCCACACUGAGCUGUUUUGCUAUGGGAUGUCCAACACCAGACAUCAUUUGGUUUAAAGAUAAUUUACCAUUAACUGCACCAGGCAAAGAACAUCACUUUUCCAUUGACACCAAGACACCCCAGAUUGGAAAUCGUACAUCAGACUUGACGAUAAAGGAAGUUCAAUUUGAUGAUAAAGGGGACUAUGUUUGUGCAGCUCAUAAUGCUCUUGGAAGUUACAACUACACAAUAUCACUUUAUGUUACAGGUAAUGCUGUAUUAUAUUUACUAAUGAUGCUGGGAUCAGUUAUGUGUUUCACAUCUAUGCCAGUUGCAAAAUAAUUGUUAAAAAUUUAAAAAUAUGAUGUUAAAUACAAAGCAAAGAAUGGAGAUAGAAACAAGUGGAAACUUAAAUCCAAGCUAGGUGUCUACAAUUUGCCCUUAUGAAUUUUGGACAGCUAGUGCUGCUGCAUCACUUAACAUUUAUUUUACAAACUUUUAUGCUGUACUUCAACCCACAACAGCACAAAUUAAUAAUUGUAACUUAUUUUUUCAUUAUUUUAUAUUAUUCUGUAAGAGCUGAACCAAAUACUUUCUCUCCACUUACUGCUUAACCUUAAUUAUUUGAUUUUGCAGAAAAUAAGAAAGGAUAUCUUCCCACAAUAGAAGCAGAGAAACUGAAGUACACUGCUAAAGUUGCUACCGAUGUAACCCUCUUUUGUGUGGGUGAAGACGUCAAAAAUGUCUUUAGCACCUUUGUUUUUUGGAAAUUCAAAGGAGAAACACUCUUAAAUUCUAGUAAACACUACACAGUAAAUGAUUUUUACACCCAUCAGACAGGGAGUACACCUAAAGUACGAACAGCACUCACCUUGUUAAACUUGAGCUAUGAGGAUAGUGGAAAUUACUCUUGUGUGGUGAAAUAUGGACGUGGCAUUGAAAGUGAUACAGUUAUACUUGAGGUGGUUCCAAGAGGUAUGAAACCAUUUUGUUAUAUAAUGAAUUAAAUAGGAUAAUGUGAUUGACUUGGGUGUGGCACCUCCAAAGAACUGUUUUGCCAAUCAUGACUGAUGUUUGAUCAAUAUUUGACCAUGCCUUUUGAUUGAUUGUAUUUUUUUCCCAUGGUUAGUGGCACAAGUGGCAUUUGACACAUUAACCCUCACCCUUAAAAAUAGUACUUCUUUUAAAAUUUACUUUGUGCUACUUUUGAGAGAACCUAAGCUUACAAGCCAUAAUGGAUUUUAUUUUGUUUCCUUGCUCUUAAUCUGGUAUUUUUUUCUUUACCAAUUGUUACAUUUUACAUGUAAUGGCAAAUGGAAUAAAUAAGUUUUGUACUGAUCAGUGAUGGUACACUGAAAAUGAUAGCUGCAGGAUAGGAAUUCAGGAAGCCACCACCUAAGCUCACCCCCUUUCCCCCCCCCCACCCAUACCCCAUCCCCUUCCCCUACCCCCUCCUUCUUUGCCCUACCCCCUCCCCCCUCCCCCCUUUUACCUUAAGGUCUGCAUCCACUGCUUUAUGAAUUAAAAUAUUUUUGUUUACAUCAGAAUGCUUGAUAAACACUAAUUUUUGUUUCAAACCAAAAAUUGAGAUAUUUGGGUGUAAAAAGCUAUGAGUGAAAUAAGGUAGCUAGGCCAUUUGAUUAUUUAUUUAUUUUGUAACAUUUUUACAACAUUUGAAAGAACUGCAGUGGUUAGUAAUCAUUCAUUACUUUUUAAUCUCCAGAUGGCAAGAUGAAACUAUGGUUGAUUAUUGUCAUUUCUCUUGUGGUGUUUUUGGCACUGGCUCUUGUGGUUUUAAUCUUUGUUUUGUGGUGUAAGAAAAGACACUGGCAGAAAAUGAAAGCUGCUGCUGAAAAAUGUAAGCAACUCCAUUUUGAUGAUAAAAACACAUAGCACAAGGGCAUAUUAUACUGCAAGUCAUCAGGGGCACAGUGAAUAUGACAAUUAUUCCCUCUUUCCUUGUGCAAUCCCUAGCUUAGGGGAGUAGAAAAAAUAUCCUGGCCUUUGAUGAACUCAGGCAAGUAAAGUAUUUGGUAAAGAGCUCUGAGUUAAAGUUGUGCAUAUACACUUUUAGGGAAAUUCUAUUGACUGGCGCCGUGGUUUUUUUUUUUUUCGUAAAAAAGGCACUACUUACAACUGACAUUUGUGAAGAGAUGUUUCUCUCUUCUUUGCGGCAGGGAUUUGUUGGUCCCCUUUAGCACUCUCUCUCUCUCUCUUUUUUAUUUUGGGGGGGGGGAUACUCUGUUUUGCACAAGCCAUGUAAUGUGCCCAUGACUCCCCUCAACGUGGAAUUGUUGCCAGGUGUACCUCGUUUUAAAGGUUAUCAGCAUGGCUCAAAGUGCCCUUAGAUGUAUCAAAAUUAGCAUGCUACUUUUGAAAAAACCAUUCUGCAUCAGCGCUCCCGUCUUCGCUGGAAAUCUCCAUGGAAUAAUCACGACCAGUCAUGAAUUGCAAACUGUGAUGACGAUGGUAUAGCAUUUGGCUUUGAAUCGUGGACCACUGAAAAUUUCAAGUAACGUGCGAGAUUCGUAUCACGUCAUUCCCAGAAUGCCAGUUCCCUUUUCGUUUGUCUGAGAAUUGAUUGUAGAGUCUAGACUUGAUAUUAUUUCUGUUAGUUUUUCUUAUGGAAAAUCCCUUAUGGUAUAUUUUGAGUUUUUUGGUUGAGUUACAAUUUUGCUCACUUUUUUUUUCACAGAUGAUAAUGAGGAUGGCUUCUUCACAAAGGACGUGUUCAUUUCGUACAGUGGCAAAGAUUACGAUUGGGUAAAAGAACAUUUGAUGCCGCUGCUAGAUCACAAUCAAAUCGAUUAUAUAAUUCAUUCGCGCGAUUUUGAGCCAGGGAAAGCAUGGAUCGAGAACAUGGCUGACAGUGUCUAUAACAGCAGAAAAGUGAUGUUGAUCAUGUCCGCGAACUACUUAGCCAGCGGAUUCUGCAAGGAUGAGAUGUACAUGGCCACUCACCGAGAGUCGGCGAGGAACGAUGCUUCAUUAAUUGUUGUGCGCAUUGACCCCAACAUCAAAACCGCUGACCUACCAAAGAUCCUACGGCACCGCACCUUCAUCGACGUGACCAGUCAAGAGGAAGUCACCACUUGGAAGGGGAGGAUUCUAGAGUACGUGCGCUCAGAUAGUAGACCUGUACCCCUUCCCCGGUCUGCAAUCGAAAGCGUUACGUCAAACGAAAGCAUGCAAUUUUCAGAAACGAGGACUCUUCUCUCUAUUUUUAAGUUGAAGAAGAAAAAAAGGGUGCAGAAAAAUCUGAGUAAUGUUGAACGAGAGCUUUCUCAUCAAGUUUGAUGAUGACGUUGAUUCACGUCAUUGUUUGGCAGAGCUUUGUAGCCUCGUUAGGGUAGUUUCGUCAGGUAUAUCGCCCGAUACUCGACCAUACUUGAUCAACGGUCAGUCAAGAUUUUUGCAAAAUAUCGAUAUGCAAUCGGUAUCGAUCGAUGCAAUUGUCGACUUUCGACCGACAAUUGAGCUAUUAUCGACUAAGUAUCGAGCGACACAUCGGAUGAAACAACCCUAGCGAAAAAUUAUCCGAUCAAAGGUCAGUGUCCAUCAUUUCGCCAUCAUACGGUAAAAAAAAAUCCCGUCAAGCAUGAAUUGAAGUUUUUAGAUCUCUUUAGCAUGGACUUCGAUCAUUGAUGUAGCAUGAGGUCCUUUAGUUAAAACUGUACUGUGCAGUAUAAAUUCAGGCAAGAUUUGCGCGCGCUCAUGGGUGUGAAGGGUUUUCUUGGAUAAGGUUCAAUGGUUUCCUCGUUUUAAUACUCUAAGUCUAUUUGUAAUUUAAUCCUUAAAAGUUUUAUUGGGGGUAUUUGACUUUGACUGUUUUGACUGAGCGUCAUUUUUUGAAAAAUCUCAACGUUGUUUCUCAAAGUAGGUAUGUCUGGAUGAUGCCGACCAGGUUUUGCUCAGAAGUUAUCAUUCGAAUUUCGUUGUCGGUUUUUUGUUCUUCUUUUGUUGACGCAAACUAUAGUUUGUUUUUAUGACGCGAAUUGUCCAGUAGGGGUGCAGAUGGGGCUACCACGCCCAGUAAAACUAAACAUAUCUAAUGUUAAAUCUUAGAAGAAGUUAGCAGGAAGAGACGUUGUAGCAGAAGUGUUUGAAGUUAGUAGCGGCUUGUUAGAAGACGUAGACUUCGUGGUGUCUUCCCUUGACCUUGGUAUGCUCGCCUUUUCCCCAAAACAACAUUGCAACACACACGAGAAAUGGUGACGCUUCCUUUCUUCCUUCCUUCCUAGUCAGUAUGAUAAUCUAGUACCCAACCCGUGGAGAAAUCUGGGAUUAUUCAUUCCAAUUGACUCCUCCUAAAUCCUCUCGAGGCCUGAUCAGGUGGUGUUAGGAAUGCGGCGCAGGAGAUAAAAGCGUGUAAGCCACGUACAAUUGGUUUUGCUUGUACGUAACUGCUUGAAAAGCAGUUUGUGAGUAUACUGGUAGAAAAAGGGAAACGAUCGUUUACCAGUUCUGAAUGUUCAACAAAUUCAGCCAAUGUUUCUCGCUUUAUGAUUUUUUUUCUGUCAUUACUAAUAAUAUUUAAAAUAGUAUACUGUUUUGUAUACUUUGAGGAAAAUGUUUGACCUUUUCCUUUGCUAUUUAAUUUAUAUGGUUAAUAGAUUAUUUAAAUGCAGUCAAAAUUGCUCUGGCAUGUUAUUACUGACCUACUGGUCAACUGACACUAGUUUUUGAGUCCCAGGUUUUAGAGUAGUCGAAAUGGAAUGUCUAGCUCGUUAUCUGAUUGUAGAUAAUUCUUGCUUUGUACUGGAUAUCCAUAGAC